CACGAGCUUGCAGUUCGAGUAGCUCCAGCACGGUCAUCUCCUUUUCCGCUGUAGUAAACAAUGUUCGAAAACCAUCAAUACUUCGUCGUCUGCGUUUGGAGUGUGUUUGCAUUUAAAUUAAACUUACAUUUUGGUUCACCAUUCCUUUCAUCGGUCGGUUUGCUGGUAUCAGCUACAAUAGAAGAAGAAUUUUGUAUUACAAUAUGGAAAAUUUUAUCGGAACGAAUGCUUUUCUUUGGCAAAAGCUGGCAGUGAAAGUGCAAAGAGAUACUACACCGGAAGAGCUUCAGCGCGCUCUGCAAAUGGGCGUUACCUUUUUCCAUAUUGAGUGCGGUUCUUACACAUCUCAGGAAAGCAUCAUUAUGUUUGACCGUUGUAACGAAACUAUCAAAAAUUAUGCCGAACAAUGUCAACCGUUCACAGUGGCCAAUGGUAUUAUCUGUGAGCUGAGCGGUCCUUAUCCACGUGUGCAGUUUACCUCCAGCGGAAGGUCACAAGUUCAAGUAAUCGAACAUCAACGGAUAACGCUUACGGCCGAUGUAAGAUAUCAAAAUCAAUGUUUUGAUGAAGUUAAGUAUGUAACAAAUUUCGAUCAACUGAAACGAUCCAGUGUAGGGGAUGUCCUUUCGAUUGGCACAGUGAAGCUAAUGGUGGAAAGAAUUGUGUCCGAUUUUGUUACGUGCAGGGUAACGCAAGCCGGAUUUAUUAAACCUUUCAGUGUUAUCUCAAAUGGCUCCAAAGACGAGCAAGCGAUAUUGGACGUAUCAUCAACCGUCGAGGAGCUGGAACGUCUUGCAGAUAAAGGAUGUACAUUUAUAAUAGUACCAAAAAUAGAUUCUAAAUCAUUGGAUACUUUUUUGGAAUCGAUUAGGUGCAAGGAACAAAUUGCACGUAACAUUCAAAUUAUUGUGCAGGCUGAUGGUUUUCCGCUGUCUAACCAGAUUAAUGGUUUAGAUCGAUGCAUCGAUGCAUUCGUCUCGAAAGAUAUCGUUGCAUUGAAACAACUGAAGGCCGUAGGUAAAGCGGUUCUGUACGAUAUGGAUACCGAAGAAAUGAUGACGGAAUCAAUUGAAGAAGCAGAUGUAAUCAUAGCAAACGUAAAUGAUCUUACAAAAGUCAACGAACACUUGAAACAUAUCAAUCGAAUGCAGCUUGAGCUUCAUCAACAGUCAAACAGAACGCUUGACCCAGACGAUAAACCAAUGGCUACGUGUUUAAAUUUUUCAGCACAUGAAACAAAUGCCAGCGCAAUCAUUUUGCCUUUGGGAAAAGGUAAUUCUAAAUUGGCCACAGAGGUGUCUUUGACGAACCCACUUUGCAUCGUGCUACUACUCAAAACAUCCACUGAAGAAGUUCACCGCAUAUUGCUACGAAAGUAUUUGAUGCCAGUUAUCGUACCGCCAACGAAAACCAACGUAUCACAACAACAGCUUAUUCGGUGUGCUAUUGCCUACGGAAGACGUUUCGGCUAUCUGCAUGGUGGCAAUUGUAUCGUAACAGGGUUUACACUCGAUUCCGACACGGAUGUACUCGGGUUGGAUAUGCGUUAUGUACCGCUGGAAGCACACCGACCCGAACCAUAACAUUGGCGCUUACCUUUUUUACUCCGCUUAGACACACGCUUUGAAUCAACAUCUGAAUCGGAAGAUAUUUCGUCCAAAGAAAUGUGCUCUACAAAGAGAAGUGUAUAAUAAUAAAUU
Molecule: messenger RNA, 1700 nt
Organism: Anopheles funestus (African malaria mosquito)
Lineage: Eukaryota; Metazoa; Arthropoda; Insecta; Diptera; Culicidae
Exons: 1
Coding region: 204-1583 (459 amino acids)
Biological process (GO): glycolytic process
Molecular function (GO): pyruvate kinase activity
Source: RefSeq, a predicted model, not a curated record